CGGCGGUUUUCUUUCUUUCUUUUAUUUUCUUCUAGGGCUCAUUUUAUUUGUACUUUCAAUUUUUCGUAGGCGGGUUCUCAUUGUCAUGAUUGUUUCUACCUGCUAGCGUAGAAAGGCGUACAGAUCUGUUGGUCACGAUGUCACUUUAUAGACAUUGUAUUUUCUAGGCAAGCUUGCUGAGCUCUAAAGCCAGUACACCUUUAAGUUGUAUGAGUAUAAUAUUUCUAUGAUACCAUAUACCUCAGGUCACGCAAUAGUAGACAUUGGUCACAAUACCUACAUUAUGUACUUAGCAAUGGCCAGUGCGCUCCACUUUAUUUUGCCAAUCAACCCAAGGCCGCAUCUUUCACGCUCAACUUGCAUUCAAACGAUCAGUACCUAAGUUUCAAUUUCAUCAAUUGAAAGCGUUCGUAAAAUCACUUAGUGGUGUGGCUUCAUUAGCUCAUGCCAGAACACUGAAUUUCGCCGCAAUCCACCUCCUGUCCACGCAAAUAUAGCAAGUAGUGGUAGGAAAACGACAUCAGUUAAUAUGGCGCCGGAUGAAGAUGACGACUAUAUGAACAUGACCUUUGAGGAGUGCCCCACGACAAUUGAGACAUCACUACAGAGACGACAGCGACUGAAGCGCGAAGGUGAGAUCAAGGGGCGCGUCAAGUCCAAGGUUGAACUGGCAGCCGAGGAGCGGGAGGCCCGCGAGACCGCCUUGUCCAGGAACAUGCUCGAGGGCACACAAGCCAAGAAGAGCAAAGGUCUCGCCAUGAUGGCCAAGAUGGGCUUCAAAGGCGGUGCGCUGGGCCGCAAGGAGAACCCAGACGCUCGUCUCGAGCCAAUCCGGCCCGAGAUGAAAGACGACCGCGCCGGCAUCGGCCUAGAUUCCGAGCGGAAGCGGAAACUGAGGGAAGCGGCGGAGAGCACAGAGAAAAAGGUCAAGGUCGAUGAGGCCGAGUAUCGCGAUCGCGUGCGCAGGGAGCGCGAGGCAGUGCGGUACGAGCGGAUGGCCUACGCUGCUAUGAAUACUUGUGAGCGCAUGGACGAGAAGAAGAGGCAAAGCGACACCCCCACUACCGGGGUCGCGGCGAACUCUGACAUUGAGAAGAAGCGGAUACUUUCCACGAGGCCGCUGAAAUCUAUACCCGUUGUGUGGAGGGGAUUGAUUCGUAAGCGUGAGGAGGUGGAGCGCGACCGCAGAAUGAAGCACGAUCUGCAGCAGACAUCCGCACCACGCCUGCCCGCGUAUGAAGACGACCUUGAGGACGAGGACGACAGAAAAGCUAUGGGGAAGACGCAAACUGCCUACGCCGUGGUUGAGGACCUUGACGAGGAGGACCCAGAGCUUGACGAGUUCAAUGCCCAUGAACCUGAUGUCAGGUUGCAGCGCAUCGUAGAACAUCUCCGGGCGGAAUACCACUACUGCUUCUGGUGUAAAUUCGAGUACCCCGAUGAUACAAUGGAAGGUUGCCCUGGUCCAACAGAGGAUGAUCACGACUAGGAUUUGGCAUACCUACCAACCACCCCACCGUAGGCUAGUGGCUUGUUGAAGAUUUGAGAUUGUAUGUUUAUCGGCUCAAUACAAUACGGCAUUCAAGUUGACUGGCUUUAAAUAACGCCUCCGUCCUUAAUGAUUGGCUGCUUAUUGCUGUUUGAUAACUUGAUACUAGGAAA
Xylaria bambusicola is the source of this 1662-nucleotide messenger RNA. RefSeq names its product putative G-patch domain protein. Gene Ontology annotation, molecular function: nucleic acid binding. The transcript has 2 exons. The record is from RefSeq and is a predicted model, not a curated record. Gene Ontology annotation, cellular component: kinetochore. The coding region runs from base 530 to 1489 and encodes 319 amino acids. Lineage: Eukaryota; Fungi; Ascomycota; Sordariomycetes; Xylariales; Xylariaceae.